AUGAUGUUCUACACGCAACUCUUCACGUCCAAAAGGGCACCGCUAGCUAAAAUUUGGCUAGCAGCUCACUGGGAAAGGAAGCUUACCAAGGUACAUGUGUAUGAAUGCAACUUGGAAACAACCAUCCGAGACAUAAUUUCCCCUAAGAUGAAAAUUGGUUUAAGGACAUCUGGGCAUCUGCUCCUUGGUGUGGUCAGAAUCUACUCCAAAAAAGCCAAGUAUCUCCUUGCAGACUGCAGUGAUGCCCUGAUUAAAAUUAAAAUGGCAUUCAGGCCAGGUCAGACAGAUUUGCCGGUGGAUGGGCUCGAGGCCAAAGUAAAAGCCAUUACCUUGAUUGAAGAUUUCACUGCUUUUGAUUCCCAGCUGCGGCACCCUAGUGACAUAGAUGUUGUGGACCACUUUUCGCUGAACCAGAGUCGAUCAGAGGAAAUCACUCUGAAAGAAGACUUUGGAAAUGACUUUCUCAGCCUGGUAGAUAUUGGAAAUGAGUCCCAAAGCAACCCAAAUGCACUGCUGGACAUGACCUUCCCGAGCUUGGCUCAACAGGCAGACACAUUUGGGGAUGAGGAUAAAGGAUGCGAUCUGCUUGACUUCUUGACAAACUCCAGUGAUCGUUGUCAGCCAACAGACUUCAGCAUUGAUGAGGCACAGAAUGAAAAUCUAGAGAACUCUACACAAAAUGAUCAACAAGACUCCAUACAUUUUCCAGAUGCUGACAGAAGAGAUGCCGUGCAGGUUGAGACCUCUUCACUGAAUGAAACCACCCUGCUUUCUAAUGAGCAGGAGGCUUUUGCCCUUGGACCUGUGGCCGUCACUCCACACUCGGAGAACAAGAGGGGGAAAAGGAAACGCAAGUUGGUGGUUGACCACACCAAAGAGCUGAGCAACAAACUUAUGAGAGAACAGCUUUCUGACUAUUCAGAUCUGCUUGUAACCUUGGACAUGGCCCCACCGACUGUUCAGCUCAUGCAGUGGAAGGAGAGCGGAGGUGCUGACAAACUCUUUGCACAGCUAUGUUCCACCAUAAUAGCUCCACAGAUGAAGGAGCUCUUUUCCAGAAGUGUCUUCCAGGUGAACUCUUACAGUGCGAGUGAGGGGGUUGAGGAGAUGCGCCAGGAAGGACAAGAAGGUCAGAGGGAUCUGAGCGCUCUCACCACAGAGAACAUCAGUGUCAUAGAUUCAUCUGCUGAUCGUGAAAUAACACACAACACUGAGCUGACAGUCUUUGAUCCCAUGAAUGACAACAACAUCGAGAAUUACUCACAGCUCGCACAAGAUACAAGCAGGUCAGAGUUCACUCAUCCAGAACUUCCAUCAGAAGACUCCAUGUUUGUCCAUCCGUCUUGCUUGGAGCGAGACACUCAGUCAACUUCCCUCCACACUCAGUCUAUGCUGGGCAGCCAGGACUUUGAAGAGAGGAGGAUAACCAGGCAAGCACAGAAGCUUCUGAACGCUCUGAAACAGAGCCAAAGCAGCAGUGACUCCACGUUCAGUCUGCAGGAACUCUGUGAAGGAAGCUCUCGCUCGCAGGCUGCAGCCACUUUCCUCUGCUUCCUCUUCCUAACAAAACAGCAGGCCCUCCACCUGUACCAGAGCGCUCCCUAUGAGGACAUCUUCGCCACACCUGGACCCAAGUUCUACAUUCAGUAA
Messenger RNA from Stegastes partitus (bicolor damselfish), 1650 nucleotides. RefSeq names its product RAD21 cohesin complex component like 1 (gene rad21l1). The transcript is spliced from 13 exons. The coding region runs from base 1 to 1650 and encodes 549 amino acids. Gene Ontology annotation, cellular component: cohesin complex. NCBI's taxonomy places the organism in Eukaryota, Metazoa, Chordata, Actinopteri, Pomacentridae. The record is from RefSeq and is a predicted model, not a curated record. Gene Ontology annotation, molecular function: protein binding; chromatin binding. Gene Ontology annotation, biological process: sister chromatid cohesion; replication-born double-strand break repair via sister chromatid exchange.